This is a messenger RNA of Lolium perenne, 798 nucleotides long. Its product is annotated as cortical cell-delineating protein-like. NCBI's taxonomy places the organism in Eukaryota, Viridiplantae, Streptophyta, Magnoliopsida, Poales, Poaceae. The record is from RefSeq and is a predicted model, not a curated record.
CCAGCCCAAAAUACCCAAGAAAACCAUCCCAAGCAAGCAAAACCUGCUUAGCCAUCAAAUCGCUAGCUGCACGCCAUCAGUACAUAGCUCGCUCGCUUGCUCCAUCGAUCAAUCUGUGCAAUGGCGCCCUCCAAGCUGGUCCUCUUCCUUGCCGUCAACAUGGCUCUCCUCGCCACCACCGCGCACGCCUGCGGUCCAUACUGCCCCACCCCCACCCCACCGCCAACCUGCUCGAUUGACACUCUGAGGUUGCAAGUGUGCGCCAACGUGCUGAACCUGCUCAAGCUCAACCUCCCAGUGCCGGCGAAUGAGGAGUGUUGCCCGCUGCUGUCCGGGCUCGCCAACCUCGAUGCAUCUGUCUGUCUCUGCACCGCCCUCAAGGCCGAGAUCCUUGGCAUCAAACUCAAUGUCCCUGUCGCCUUCACCCUCCUCCUCAACCAGUGCCGCAAGACCUGCCCCGACAACUUCACCUGCUCCAUCUGAUCCAUCAUCCAUCACAAAAGCAUUAAACCUCGCCAUCCCUCUACAAGCAAGCAAAUCUCUCUCGUAACUUGCAUGUCUUACACAUUUACCCUCAUAUGUAUUUUUAUUUGUUCAUGUCCAAGAUGUUCAUGCAUCGUUGUAUCUCAUCGUGAGAUGUGCAAUUGAUUUUCAUUGUUGCAAAAUCAUGUACACAGUUUGAAUAUUGUACGCGCCAAAUUCAUUGUAGUUUGUUCAUGUUGUCUUAAGUGUUAACUCAACCCGUGAUAUAUCUUCGUUUUUGAACAUGGACUAAAGGAUGGUUUUUGACCGGAUCCA